CAAUAAGUGCGAGGGGCUUUCUAUUACCUUUCUAUGCAUAUGAAUGCAUUCAACGAAGCACCAGGAGCCAUUUAAAGUUUUCCGGGGCAACCUUUCACUAUGGAUAUCACAAGGCUGUGAGACCUCAUUGGUAAAUAUUAAGCUAUGUUAAUUUUAACCCCCGUCUAAUUGUACAGGUCAUAGGUGAUGCAUGUGAGUACUCCAGGACUUGACUGACCGUGAGGAUAUGACUGUUAAGUGUUGGGUAUUGAGAAGCCUCGCAAAUUCCCACCACUCUUAAGCAGCUAUAUCAUGUCACAAAAAACCCCAAAAAGUCAAGAUCUUCAUAUUACUAUACAAGCAUCACUGUCCUUCUUCCUGAAAUUUCUCUUUUAGAUCAAAAUUUAUUUCUUUCGUCAUCUCUCUUUAGAUAUAUCAAUACCUAGGUACACAGAACCAUUUCCAAAACAAGCCUGCUAUCUAUCAUGUAUUCCAAUUUGUUUGAUAAAUACUUGAGUUCAAGACAAUACCUUGAUCAAGGUAUAUCUCGGCCUAAUCCGACCACAGCACCAUCAAUGGGGGGAUUUCCAAUGAAUCGAAUCCGUUCUGAUCAAAGCUCGACCAGCACUCAAUCCGGAUCUUCUAGAGACUUUUAUUAUCCGGUUCUCAUGAAUCGAAAUUAUUCGGAUCAAGGCUCAGUCAGUACUCAAUCUAGAUCUUCUAGGGAGUUCUACUCUCCGGCUCCUAGAAGUCCAUCCAUGUCUUUCGAUUUGAACACCUCCCAACUACCGCAAUACUAUGAUGAUGGACAUAAUCAGGGAUACAGCAACUACACCACAUCAUCAUAUAGUAUGGAGAGAAGCUCAUCAAACCAAAGCUAUUCUCUCAAAGCAACACCAUCUAGUCUCGGCUGGUCUCCCGAAACCGAACUUCUCAGACUCUACAAGUUAAUUGUGCCAAAAGGAAAAGAGCCAUAUCUAGAACUACUUCCAGGAUACACAAUUCAUCAAGAUACACCCCAGAAAGUCUUUCUUGACCCACCUAGUAAUCCUCAAAAAGGCAUCUAUCCUUGCCAAUUCCCCAUCGGAUGUCCAGGCAAGCAAUUCCGAAGGCCUGCAGACCUAGAACGUCAUUACAGACAUAUCCACGCCGAUGCCGACCAGAAGGGGAGUUUUCCCUGUGACUACAAACCCUGUACCCGAUCCAAAGGACCCUUUACCCGCAAAGAUCACUAUCGAGACCAUCUCAAAGAUUUCCACAAGGAAGAUAUCGGGACCGCUAAACAACCCAAGAAUACACACGAUCCGAAGAAAUUAGAAGCGCUUCAACAAGCGUGGCUCGAAGAACGUCAAAUCGAUCCUAGAUGGUGGAGAUGUAGAAAGUGUCUCCGGAGAGUAUAUGUCAAUGCAAAUGGAUAUAAAUGCAUAAUCUGCAAUGAGGAAUGUGCAAACGAGAGGAUCGAAGCGAGGGAGCAGAAGAAACGAGAUGGGGAGAGAGAUAGAGAGAAAAUGUACUACGCGGGUGAGAAAUCGGAUAUGAUGGAUGCGCCACAGUGCAUGAGUUGUAAUGGGAGUAUGUGGAUCUCGGAAACAGGGUUUGGAGAGGGAAAUUCGGUGCCAUGUCCGAUUUGUGUGCCCAGUGGGGAAAUUAGCUUUGAGGAUGUGGAGUGGCGGGAACAUGAGAGGUUGGAACAGGAGUAUGAGGAUGCUUAUUAGGAUAUUUGGGUGGAUUUCUUGGGAUAUGGAAGGUGGAGGGUUGUGAUUUGAUGGGUUAAUGUGUUAUGAGAGAGAGCAGGCAUUCUUGAAAAUAAGAUAUAUCUAUCUGCUGGUGCUAGGCGUUGGAGUUGGAAUUGAGCGAUGGAUCAAAUUGGGUGGUGUUUAAGGUAGACAGACGGCUGGUUGGUUGGUUGAUUGGGGUUUGAUGUCAGUAUUGCUUUUCGUCUUACUUUAUUUUCUUAUUCCUUUCUAUAUAAUGUAUAUUUAUAAAUCUUUUUACAUCCGACUUUUC
Molecule: messenger RNA, 1986 nt
Organism: Botrytis porri
Lineage: Eukaryota; Fungi; Ascomycota; Leotiomycetes; Helotiales; Sclerotiniaceae
Exons: 3
Coding region: 465-1694 (409 amino acids)
Source: RefSeq, a predicted model, not a curated record